AUUUUUUUCUACACACACUUGUUAUCUCUUCCAGUCGAGUCCCGGCCGCAUUUCGGGAUGCACACGUGACGCGCUCCUAAGCUUUCUGCUCGCCUAGUACUUUUUGUGACGAACAAUACAAAAUUAGUGUUUUUUGUUUGUGCAGUGUUUUGAAAUUCCAAAAACAUUACUUGUGUUAGUUUGGUGUGUAAAAAAAAAUUACGCAUGCGGUAGAACAUAAAAACAUAAAAUAUGAUAAGCAAAAAGAGAUAAAACUUUUCGGAAUGGAUGAAAAACAAACUUAGUGACAAUGGUGGUGCAAUGGCCAAGUCCGGAGACACUAUGGUGUGCAGUGCUGAUGGUGGUGAUGGUGAACGAGGUGGUGACGCUGAGCGGGCCCAACGUGUGCAUGGUGCAACAAAAAUACAACAUAACGAAACGUGUGAAGUACCGUGCUCCGAUGUCCGUCAGAACGUACGAGUGGUGCUUCGCCAUGCCCCCGAGGUGCUCCAGAUGGAACACUGAGAUGAGGGACCUCACUAGACUAGAGACUGAGGAGCGCACAGCAGAAGUGGCUGUCUGCUGUCCUGGGUACAAAAUGAAGGAUGUCUCCUGCGUGCCCAUUUGCCCCAGUGGGAAAAUGGGUCACGGAUGCAAUGAAGAUUGCCCCCCAGACAAGUGGGGUCCAAAUUGCGUGAACGAGUGCCCCGAGUGCCUGAACGGCUUCUGUGUACCCUCCACUGGGGAGUGCGACUGUGAAGAAGGAUGGCAAGGUGAGAGUUGUCAAAUCAGCAUGUCAACAGUACAAGUUGCACCCGCUUUGAUGGAAGAAUUACUAACUACCACCAAAUCAACAAUCAAAACUCUUCCCACCACUAAAUCAACUGCCCCAACGACUAGAAUUACAGAACUUUCUACCCCUAGAGUCACUCAUACAGAUACUUCGACUACAUCGACUCCUUCAACCACGACGACAGUAAAAUCAACUAAAGUGACACUUACAUCAACUAGUAAGACUGAAACUACUCCGACUACUAUGACUACUCCGUUAAUCAAAUCGACGCAACUAACCCAAUCUACCUCGUUUUUUAUAUAUUCCAAUGCAACAAGUACACCUUUCACAACUGAAUUUUUUGAAUCAAAAACUACUGAUUUAGUACCUAAAGUGACGGUUACUAACUUCAUCUACAAUAGGACAGAAACUCCCGAAGAAGGUACGUCAAAUACGUUAAGUAAUUUCUCAAAUGAGCAUGAAACAUCGACUAUGUUAAAUCCAAUAUCUAUUAAAUCUUCCAUGGCCCCAUUGAGCUCACCCCCAACUACCACUACUGAUAAUCCAACUACUCUUACAACAACUACUACUACCCCAUCAACUACUUCUACCACUACAUCAACUUCUCCCACACCCACUACAGCAACAACUUCUAGUACCACAACUUCAAAAGUACUUACUACUAUCGUGGAAGAUUCAUCGAAGAUCGAAACGACGAAAAAAACAGAAACAACAAUCAAGAAUCAUUUUACGACACUCAAGUUUAAACCUAAAGAGAUAUGGAUUAAACCUACUCAAAAAGGUGUGCCAAUUCACAUAGAAACUAAAGUCAAAAAUCACGAAACACAUGCGAAAUUUAAAAGCGCUACUCAUAAAAAUGAACCUACAUCGGAAAACACAACGCCGAAGACAAUUAUAGUAUCGAUUAUACCAACUUCAGUAUCCCACGCUACUUUCAAGAAGAUAUCUUUGACCACUGCAUCAUAUUUGUCUCAUAAAUUUAAUCAUACAACGAAAUAUAAUAAAACAGACCAGAGUUUCACGAAAUCUAUGACUUCCCAAGUAUCUACAGCUAUACCAUUUACUAUAAAAUUACUAUCUACUGCCAGUACAAAAAAUAGCUCUUCAAAAGCUUCGACUCGUUUUCCAAAGAGCAAUGCAACUUCAAAAGUCACAGCAUCGACUAAGAAUGUUUUCUUGAACACAACUAAGUUUACGUCUGAAAAGCACAGCACAACUAUGGCAACUUUAAAUUUAUCUACGGCAACAUUGAACUCAACUUUACCAACAUUAAAUACAACUAUGGCCACAAGUACGACUAACAGCAUGUCAAGCACGUUGAAUGCAAACGAGAAACUGAAUUCUUCUACUUUCCUAACAAUCAAGCCUCCAACUAACAAAUAUACCUAUAAAAGUUCAAACGAAGUAACAACAGCAUCUGUUAUUGAUAAAAGAGUAUUCGUUAAAGAUGAAGCGAUGAUUACAACUGAUAAAAGAUUACAUACUAAUAUAAAUGACCCAAAGCCAAAAGUAGAAGUUAAUCAUACUACAACUGUUAAAAAAGUUGUUAAUUCCAACGGGUCUGUAAAAGUAGAAGUUACUAAAACAAAAGGAAAUAUUAAAUAUGUAGCUACUAACAAUACAAAAAAGGUUACUACCAAAUGGAAUAUAACAAAAACUACUACCAAUAACCCAGUAACAACCCAGGAACCGAUAGAGGAUGAAACGUUUCAUAUUUUGACAGAACCUGAACAUAUCACCGCAGUGAUGAAUGAUAAAGAAAGAGACCAUACGUCAGUAGAUUUGAUAUCCGUGAUAAGUAUCGCUGGGGGUGUGAUGAUGGCUAUCAUCACAGUCGCUGUGGUCAUAGUUAUGAUAGAAAGAUGUAAGAGGCCUAGAUAUGAAGAUGUAAGGAAAGUGAACGAUAUUCGGAUGCAAGUUAUGAUUGAUAAUAAGGAUCCACCACCAUAUGUGAGAAGCAUUUUUCACACUCCGUUGCCAGAGCCGCCAUCCUCCGACAACUGUCACUAUCAACCAAUAUCAACUUUGGAUAGGAAUUUGAAACAAUUUAUGAGACCUGUGGUUGUACAAGCAAUAUCACCAAUUAUGUUGGAGAAUUUUAGAGGUAUUUUGGAAUGCCACUACGAUCAUUUACCGAAUCGAAAUCAUAGAAUUCACGAAUUCGGAACGAUGCCCACUCGGUGUUCAGUGUCGCCAUCUAUGAAGUGUGACGAAGAACUGCUUCGACACCGACCGCUGUCAGUCGCGGACUACACGAUCGAGUCAUUAAAAUGUGAAGCGAAGAUGGACAUGAUAGAUAAUACCACGUCAGAACCGUUAUAUGCAGAAAUUCCAUGUUGGAGGCCACCGUCCGAGCAUGCAGUCGAAGUUAUGAACUUGAAUGGUGAAGCUGUUACGGAAUUAUGACAAGUUUCAGAUGUACAUGUACUACAUUGAACCACUCAGUUCUUCGAGCCACCGCUAGAUGGCACUUAAAGUUAAAAAUAUAAAAAUAGUCGCAAAUUAAUUAAAAGUUUACCAAAGACUCAAGUUAAUUAUUAAGUUUUGGAAAAUACUUGUAUUUGCCCAUUGUAGUAAGUUAAGUUAUUGGAAUUAAAUGAUUCUAA
Molecule: messenger RNA, 3378 nt
Organism: Maniola jurtina (meadow brown)
Lineage: Eukaryota; Metazoa; Arthropoda; Insecta; Lepidoptera; Nymphalidae
Gene: NimA
Product: location of vulva defective 1-like
Exons: 8
Coding region: 290-3178 (962 amino acids)
Molecular function (GO): protein binding
Source: RefSeq, a predicted model, not a curated record